Pteropus alecto (black flying fox) is the source of this 6434-nucleotide messenger RNA. RefSeq names its product transducin beta like 1 X-linked receptor 1 (gene TBL1XR1). Lineage: Eukaryota; Metazoa; Chordata; Mammalia; Chiroptera; Pteropodidae. Bases 127 to 1671 code for a protein of 514 amino acids. Gene Ontology annotation, molecular function: protein binding; transcription corepressor activity. Gene Ontology annotation, biological process: regulation of transcription by RNA polymerase II. The record is from RefSeq and is a predicted model, not a curated record. Gene Ontology annotation, cellular component: histone deacetylase complex. The transcript has 15 exons.
UCUCAGCAUCAGCAACAGCAAUUUGUGAUUGGUGGUACCGGAUAUUCAGUUGUACAUCCCCACAUCAAUGCACUGCCAAUGGGUUAUAUCCUGUGUUGUGACCUCAUGGUUUAAGUGGGAAUAAAGAUGAGUAUAAGCAGUGAUGAGGUCAACUUCUUGGUAUAUAGAUACUUGCAAGAGUCAGGAUUUUCUCAUUCAGCGUUUACCUUCGGUAUAGAAAGCCAUAUCAGUCAAUCAAACAUAAAUGGUGCCCUUGUCCCACCUGCUGCAUUGAUUUCUAUCAUCCAGAAAGGUCUACAGUAUGUAGAGGCAGAAGUUAGUAUUAAUGAGGAUGGUACCUUGUUUGAUGGCCGACCAAUAGAGUCUCUGUCACUGAUAGAUGCCGUAAUGCCUGAUGUAGUACAAACAAGACAACAAGCUUACAGAGAUAAGCUUGCACAGCAACAAGCGGCAGCUGCCGCAGCUGCUGCAGCUGCCACAAACCAACAAGGAUCUGCAAAAAAUGGAGAGAACACAGCGAAUGGGGAGGAGAAUGGAGCACAUACUAUAGCAAAUAAUCAUACUGAUAUGAUGGAAGUGGAUGGGGAUGUUGAAAUCCCUCCUAAUAAGGCAGUCGUGUUACGGGGCCAUGAAUCUGAAGUUUUCAUCUGUGCCUGGAAUCCCGUUAGUGAUCUCUUGGCAUCCGGGUCUGGAGACUCAACAGCAAGAAUAUGGAAUCUUAGUGAAAAUAGCACUAGUGGCUCCACACAGUUAGUACUUAGACAUUGUAUACGAGAAGGAGGGCAAGAUGUCCCAAGCAACAAGGACGUGACAUCUCUAGAUUGGAAUAGUGAAGGUACACUUCUAGCAACUGGUUCAUACGAUGGGUUUGCCAGAAUAUGGACUAAAGAUGGUAACCUUGCUAGCACCUUGGGGCAGCAUAAAGGCCCUAUAUUUGCAUUAAAAUGGAAUAAAAAAGGAAAUUUCAUCCUAAGUGCUGGAGUAGACAAGACUACAAUUAUUUGGGAUGCACAUACCGGUGAAGCCAAGCAACAGUUUCCUUUUCAUUCAGCACCAGCAUUGGAUGUUGAUUGGCAGAGCAACAACACCUUUGCUUCCUGUAGUACAGAUAUGUGCAUUCAUGUCUGUAAAUUAGGACAAGACAGACCUAUUAAAACAUUCCAGGGACACACGAAUGAAGUAAAUGCUAUCAAAUGGGACCCAACUGGCAAUCUCCUGGCCUCCUGUUCUGAUGACAUGACUUUGAAGAUAUGGAGUAUGAAACAGGACAAUUGUGUCCAUGAUUUGCAAGCACAUAAUAAAGAAAUUUAUACUAUCAAGUGGAGUCCAACAGGGCCAGGGACAAAUAAUCCAAAUGCCAACCUUAUGUUAGCAAGUGCAUCCUUUGAUUCUACUGUUAGAUUAUGGGAUGUAGACCGAGGAAUUUGCAUCCAUACUUUGACAAAACACCAAGAGCCUGUGUACAGUGUAGCUUUCAGUCCUGAUGGCAGGUAUCUGGCAAGUGGUUCUUUUGACAAAUGUGUGCACAUCUGGAACACACAGACAGGUGCUCUAGUUCACAGCUAUAGGGGAACAGGUGGAAUUUUUGAAGUUUGCUGGAAUGCAGCAGGAGACAAGGUUGGAGCCAGUGCAUCAGAUGGUUCAGUUUGUGUAUUAGACCUUCGGAAAUAGCGCUACUAGUUGGAAGCCAUGGACCGACUAUGAAUGUGUACAUAGCCAAAAUGACUGUCCCUGACCCAUGUACUGCUAUAGUCCCACGUGAACCAUGGCCAGUCCACUACAGCCAAAUCUAAAAGAAAUAUAUACAUACAGUGUAUAUAAACAAAAUUGCACCCUGAAGAUGACAGAAUUUUGUCACAGCUUGUGAAUUCUGUUCACCAAGUGCUGGAAUCUAAUCUGCUGUGCCCCUAAAAUAGCAUUUAGAAGUUUUGGAUAUGAAAAACAGAAGAGAGAAAGAAAUAUGCGUUAUAAAAGCAGCCCAUACAUUUACCAGUUUUUGGAUACUAAUGACAGCCUUGUUUCUCCCCCUUUGAAUCAGCAGACACCAUGGAUUAUAUUCUUUUUUUCCCUUCAGUAGUUGAGCAAUUUGUAUGUACAGAGAAAUGGACUUACAAAAACCUGCAGCAGUAGUUUGUUCUUGCUUUUAAACUUUGUUUUUGGUUUAGUUUAUGGAUGCAUGAAGUAAGGGAGUGAAUCAGUUUCUUGUUUAUAUUUUUUCAUCUUUUAAACAAAAAAUUCUUAAAAAUAUUUUAAUUCAUUCUUUUGAAAACAUAAAUGUUUGGUACAUUUUAUGGCUCCCAGAGCAUAUAUUCAAUUGGUGCAUGUUGUGGAAGGGGAAAUCGGAAAUUAAAUGAAAAUAUAUGACUUUGGUCACGUCAAUCUGUAAGACACAUCAGUAAAAGGGUAUUAUGCUCUGUUUUUUUGUUUGUUUGUUUUGUUUUUGUUUUUUUGGUGAUGUGGCUUAAAUGCAGUAGUUUUUUGGGGGGGACAUUUCUGCCAAUUAAAGACUAGAAGGGCACAAAAAAACUUUUUUAAUACCAUAGAGAAGAUACAUUAAAAAAAAUCUUCUGAUGUUUUGUAGCCAUAACUAAAUUAUGGUUAAAAUGUGCACUAUUGUGAAAAGGAGCAAAGUAGGUUUGGGUUUUUUGUUGUUGUUGUUGUUAGUUUGUUUUGCUUUGUUUUUUUUUUAAAGAGAUUAAACUGUUUCUGGAUAAGGAUUAGCUUCUCCAAGUGUCCAUCAUUCUGUAUAGAAGCUUAAAUAUGUAAUGUAACCAAACUCCAGUAUUAAAAAUCUCAUGUUAUUUUCCUUUAUACAAAGCAAGAUAACGGCAUAUAACACUGCCAUUACAUGGCAAAAUGUUAGCUACCUUAGUUUAAAAACAAUCUUUAAAACAAAAGACUUGCUUCAAGGUGUUUUUAAAUAGCAGUGGUUCCGGUUUUUUAUUUUUAUUUUUUUAAAGUAUAAUUGCACUAACCUCCCUGCUGCUCUGAUUCUGCAUUUGUGGUACUAGUGACUACAUUUUUUCAAAUAUAGAUAGAUUUAAGCUGCUAUUUUUUUUCCCCAGUAAUCACUACUAUAUCAUGUCUUUUACUCUGUUUAUAAUAUCAAGUAUCUUCUUAAGGAUAUAGAUAUCCAAUCAAACCUCUUCUUGUGCUCAUACAACUAAAAGCUAAAAUUUACAGAAUUUACAAUGAUAGCAUGGGGCUGUAUGUGUGAUUAACAGGGUUUGUCAUGAUUAAGAACCAGUGUCAAUUUUGAAGAGAAUAGUUGUCCAAUUUAUAUCUCAAAGAUUUUAAUUAAGAGAUCACUUAUUAUCAAACUUAGCAAAUUUAUAACACUAUUUUCGUCACUAAUUAUUUUGAGGCCUUUACUACUAAAAUUUUAACCUGUGUUUUAAACAAACUGAUUUAACCCAAGUAAUGCAGCUUUGAUUUUCGGCAUUUGUUGUUUUGCUAUUUUUAUGGAACAGCAUUGAUUGAAGCAAGUCUUGGUUUUACUAAGGUAGGAUAGCAUUUGCUAUUGGUAAAGAAAAUAAAUACACUUAAUUCCAUAAUACAUUGUUAUAUGUACCCCAGUUGUUGUUAGUGGGGACUAUGAUACUGUAAUAAUAUUUUUAAAAAUUUACAUCCAGAAAGGCAGUCAUUCAUGAUGGUUUUGUGCCAGCAGUUUUUAGGGUUUUGGAUCACAUUAUAGAUAUUUAGAACUAUUAUCCUGUGACUUAUGUAGGAAACCUAAUAUGCUGAGUAUCUGGCACUUGAAAUCCUGCUUUUAUUGCUGGAGGUCCACAUCCGUGGUUGACCUCUGUUGUUGUUUUAAAAAAAUAAAUAAAAAUAAAAAAAUCUGUGCAAUAAUUUUUAAAUGUGCUCCCAGGAAUAGACACAAAUGUUUUGAGUAUGUUAAGCUGCAUUUUCCUUUAGCGAUGCAUUUGUCAAUUGCACUGAAUUUAAAUCUGAAAGUCAGAGGUGAUUAUUGAUAGUACUUUUGUAUUUUGAUAUGGACAAUUUAUUCAUUUGCAUACAGUUAUUGACUUUUUCCCAGCUGAUUAAAAGAUAGUCAAGAAGUUCUGCAAUAUAGCUGCCAAAAUAGACAGCUAACAUUUUUGUUAUUAUCACCUUUUUUUUUUUUUAAUCUUUUAAGUAGCUAUUUUACUUAAGCAUAAUAGCCACAAUAGGACAUAUAAAAGAUUAUAAAUACAGAGCUUUAUUAUCCCUAUGUCUUGGGUCUUUUAAGUAUAAACUUUUAUCUGGAAGGUAUCCAUUUUGUAGGCUUGGGUUCUUUGUGAACAUACAGUUUAUUUUUGCUGCUGUUCUCAACAUCAUCAUUGCCUGCUGAUGUGCCACGAUGCUGCUCCAAUAGACAAAAAUCAGAUUGCCUCUUAAUUUGAGCAGUAACAUGAUUGUAAGAGACCAAGUUUCACAGCCUGUAAAGUUCUAUAUUUGAGGUUCUUGCUCAUUUUCCCUUCUGUUUUUUUUCUGAGAACUUAUUCCUGAAGCUCAACUGAUUCCAGUAGAUUUUCUGUGAUAUUCAUUAUAUAUCAUCGUUGUAUAGGCUACUGUAAGAAACUUACAAGGAAAAAUAGAAAGGAAAACUUGAAUGAGUAGAAUACUCAUUGAUUAAAAAAGAAUAAAGAGCAGCUGUCACUCUUAAACAUCAUAAAGAAAUCUUUCUUCUUCAUGUAGGAAAUCCUAUAAGUUCUUAACAUUUGUUCCAAGCCCCAUUUUCUGUCAUUGAUCAGGUACCAUCAUUGACUUUCAAGUGACUUUUAGAGGUGGUAACUUUUAAUUUCCUAAUAGGUUUUAGAGUGCAUUGAAUUCUGUUUUAAUUAUUCUCUAGGUAAGUAUGUUUUAGAAUUAAACACCUUAACAGAUACUGAAAGUGCCUCCUUUUGUGGUGUAAAAAACAAAUUAUGGUGCAAAAAGUAAUCAUUAGAUUGAAUUACAUGAAGGGGUUUUUUUGCUUUUUGACAUAUAAAAAUGUCAAGAGAAAGGCCAAAGAUUUGUACAUUUUCACUUAUAAAGCACUCCUUUUUUCCUUAAACUUAUUUCUGUCAAAUUAGAUUUAAUGAUAGAGUACUAUUUUUAAGGAGCUGUUUAUGUAGAAUGAUUUUGUUAAGAGUAAUGUAAAUUAUUAUUGAGUAGAGGCCUGAAGAGGAGUAUGCAUUUUUGCUAUUUAAAGGAAUCACAAAGGACCAUCCUUAUGUGUUUAAAAAUGUUGUUUUACUAGAGAAGCAGAAAAAUAAAUUUCAAAUACAGUGCUAUUUACUCUUCCCAAAGCAGUUUUCAUUUUCUUAAGCACAUUGCACAUUUCUAUAGAACCUGUGUUUAUCCUCACAUGCUAAGGAUGGUACUUGUAUUUGGUGAAUUACUGUUGACAGUUUCCACAGAAAUCCUAUUUCAGUGGACCAACAUUGUGGCAUGGCAGCAAAUGCCAACAUUUUGGGGAAUAGCAGCAAAUCUACAAGAGACCCUGGUUGGUUUGUGGGUUUUUUUGUUUGUUUGUUUGUUUGUUUGUUUCCCUUUUGAAUCAGCAGGGAUGGAAGGAGGGUAGGGAAGUUAUGAAUUACUCCUUCCAGUAGUAGCUCUGAAGUGUCACAUUCAAUAUCAGUUGUUUGUUUUUUAACGUGAUUCUAGUUAUUGUAGAUGAGAGAGAGAAAAGAGGAAGUGUUCGCUUUUUUAAUACACUGAUUUAGAAAUUUGAUGUCUUAUAUCAGUAGUUCCGAAGUAUUAAUAGCAUUCUUUAUUUCUGCCUUUACUUUGACAGUGUUGAAGCAGGGUGAAUAACUAAGGCUUCCCACCCCCACCCCAAACCCCACCCCCCAGUAAGCUGUUUCAUGAUGUUUUCUUUGGAGUUUCUGAAUAAGUUCAAGAAAACAUUCUGCAUGUUGUAUCUAGUCUGAUGUACUUAUCCAUCUCAUUAAAAACAAACAGACUGCAUUUUGUAGCUCUGUAAUCCCUAAAUACAGAAGUAAUUUUCUUCUUUCCUGACUUUGACAUUGUAGCUAUACUGUUCUAAUUUUGAUUUUUACAAAUCCUUUGGGUCUAAUUCUGUGAGCCUACCUAUAGCACUGGAUUAAAAUGUCUGUAUCAUUUCUUUAGUUAUCCAGUUAACUUUAAAACUGUUGUAAAAGUGUAAACCAGCCCAUGACAGUUUUUUGUACAUGUUAAAGAACUUUAUUGUUCAGUUUUCAUGAUUAUUGUGUAAGGAAGACUGAUUAUAGAUGUUCUAUGCUGUCCUGGACCAUGUUAAUUACACUUAUGAUGUCUUUUGGUUCCACAUCACAAUGAUUUGUCCCCAAUGACCCUUUUAUCCUUUCUAGGCACAUUUUUUGUUGUUGUUGUUGUUGUUGCAGUUUCCCUUUGCAUUGUAUUGCUUUGACAACUGUAAUUUGAAUCAGAUCUGAAAGAGGUCCAGAAUAAAAUAUAUUUUGAUAUUA